AUGCGUAAGCAGGAUGUAACAGAGUUAAAAUUAGUAUUUGAAAACGCUGUAUCUUUAUUUGGUGCACCUAGGCAGAUUGUAACCGAUAGGGGUAGAAUGUACGAAAAUAGAUCAUUUAGACAAUGGGUAUCAGACGUAGGUAGUAAUUUAUUCUUUAUAACGCCAGAGAUGCACCAGAGUAACGGUCAGGCUGAGAGAUAUUGCAGAACAGUUCUUAACAUGAUUCGUGUGGAGGUAAAUUUCAGAAACGAAAAUUGGUCAGAAGUUUUGUGGAAACUGCAGCUCACCCUGAACGUUACGAAACAAAAGUCCACUCAAUAUUCACCUUUAUAUUUGUUAAUUGGUAGCGAUGCUGUGACGCCCGUCAUUCGUUCCGUUGUACGCGAUGUGGCUCUAGAAGGAACAAGUGCCAACAGAGAAACCUUACGCGAGCUUGCCCGACAAAGAGCUUCUCAACUGCUGGACAAAAACCGAAAACAGCAGGACACUCGAGUAAAUGAACGGCGCAAACCCCCGCGUACUUUCCAUGAAAACGACGUGGUCUUCGUGCAUAAGAAUAGCCAAUCUGUUGGAAAGCUGGAUUCUGGUAUGCGUGGCCCGUACAAAAUAGUGCGUGCGCUGCCACAUGGACGUUAUGAACUGAAGCUUCUUUCUGGCUCACUUGGGAAGACCACGGAAGCUGCUGCCGAAUUUAUAAGUGCGUGGCACGGAGAGUGGACGCCGGAUGUGUGCACCGCAUUUUUCGAGUGUGAUGAGAAUAGCUCUGAGGAAGGUAUUGUCGCCGGUUCAUCACACCACCAUGACGACAUAGUACCUCUAGACGAACCUAUUAAUGCGGGCGAGGACGCUCCGCCGUCAGGAGAGGCCGUGUUAGAAGAUGAUGAUGACAUUGGAGGCGUGGCCUAAGUGACGUCAAGGAUGGUGUGAUGUCGGGAGGGCGCGUGGCGAGAUGUUGUUGGAGGGGCGCGUUUGGGCUCAAGGCGCGUUGGCGCAAGGCAUCGUUCUCUUGUGCUUGCGACAGUCGGGACGGACGGACGUUCACAUCGUUGCACAAUCGUUGUAUUUUAUUAUUCAAAGUUAUUAUUGUCAAAGUUUAGUUGUUGUCAAGAUUUAGUUGCAUUUCGUUAACCUUAGUUAAUUUACAUUGUUGGUUAUAAUUAAAGUGAUUUCUGUCUAGGUUAUAUCGUUUAUAUUUUUUUUUAAUAGUAAAGUUAGGGUGUUGAUAAUAAUAUAUAUAUAUAUAUUGUAAAAUCAGAUACGUCAUACUUCUGAAGAGCGAACACAAAGCGGAUUUCCAAGGUUAUACAGAAUUAAUACACAUUCAACUAAGAAACAAACUGCUCCCAGAAUUAUCUUUUUUUAAAUUGCUGCUGUAGGUAGAUGAGCAUACUGCACACAUGAUAGUAAUGACCGUCGUCCAUAGACGUCAGUGACCCCAGGAGAACAGCCAAGUCACCGAGUACCUCCGCAAACCUCGCUUGAUGAAAGACCUGUCUUAACUAUCGGGAAAUACGUUGGGGAGUCAGACGAUAUGUGGCCAAAAAUAUCACUGACCGCACUGACAAUGAACUGUUACGAAUAAAUAGGUUGCCGAUAGGCCCUGCUCGUGGCCGCAAACGGCUCGAUGCCCGAAUGUUAUAAUGACAAAAUGUGAAACUUUGUAAUUAAGCGACCGUGUCGUACUUAUCACGUACGACUUUCACAUUGAAAUAGUCCGAUUCAAAUUUGCGUAUGUAUUCUCAGCUAUAUUCACAUUCUCACACUUUCUACAAAAACGUUUUCCAUUCUCAAAUAUCUGCACCGAAAUAUAGGGUUACAUUUUUUUGCUGAAGAAAUAAAAUACGAUGAAGUGGCUAAAGGAAAUCGAGGCGAAACAUAAAUUCCUAAAAUUCUCCACAACAAAAAGGUCACGUCCAGUUUUUGCGCAAAACGUUCCUAAAUAAAUCCGUGUACGGCUCUACGGACUAAAGGGUUUCGUAGGGGGGUGGUACCUCAAAACAUGAGAUCGAAGUCAAAUUAGAUGAUUAGACCGGUUAGAUGAGAUCGAGGAUCGAGAUGAAAUAGUAGAACAAGGCAGGAUGAUGAUAUUAAAUCGUGCGAACUCAGCUGUAUGCCCUACCACCAGUAAUUAGGCAAAUUUCUAUAUUUUACUGUUUUGAUCUUUAUUACACAAUUGUUACUCCUUCAUUGCGGAAGACGUUCGUGACGUAACGUAUUGGGUACGUAUUUCCUAAAAAAAAAACAUUGUAUCUGCCUGCGGGAUUUGACCACCGGCAUAGUUACAUUGUUCGAUAAAAGUACACCGGACUUCUUAUCUUUUAGGCCACGACUUUACUGACUGGCAUCUCAGAAAAUGAAAAAAUCUUAAAGUAUCUU
Bombyx mori (domestic silkworm) is the source of this 2376-nucleotide messenger RNA. RefSeq lists its product as uncharacterized. Gene Ontology annotation, molecular function: nucleic acid binding. NCBI's taxonomy places the organism in Eukaryota, Metazoa, Arthropoda, Insecta, Lepidoptera, Bombycidae. Bases 1 to 906 code for a protein of 301 amino acids. The record is from RefSeq and is a predicted model, not a curated record. Gene Ontology annotation, biological process: DNA integration. The transcript has 2 exons.